AUGACCUUCUCAGGAGCCAAACAGGGACUGAACUGGCGGACCUUCUGGUGCUGCUGUUUCUUGUCACUGGGCAGUUUCAGCUAUGGCUAUGCAGCUUCGAUCAUCUCCACGACGCUCGGCCAGCCAACGUUUCUAGCAUAUAUGCAUCUAAUUGAUGCCCAGGGAAACCCAACCUCGAAUGAGGCCGCGUUGGUCGGAGCCACAGUUGGCUUGUUCUGCACCGGGGGAUGUAUAGGCGUGCUAGCUACCAGCUGGUCGCUCGACAGGAUCGGAAGGAGACCAACAAUGCUAGUCCUUGUGGCCAUCUACACAAUAGGCGGUGUUUUAGUCACAGCAUCUCAAAACAUUGGCAUGUUCAUCGCUGCACGGGCAAUCCAUGGAUUUGCAGGAGUCAGCUUCCUCGCAGCCACUGCCACAUAUAUUACCGAACUUUCUCAGGCGGAAACCAGAGGAUUUUUCACCGGCUUGACGGGCGUCGCCAUCGCCAUCGGCUAUACCACUGCUGCAUUGAUGGGUCUCGCCUUCUCCUACACGACAAAUCCCGACGUGCAAUGGAGGACUCCUCUGGGCUUGUGUCUGGUGCCAUCCACCACUCUCCUGGCAGUGCUACUGUUCUGGGCCCCCGAGUCCCCACGCUACCUGCUCCUCAAGGGUCGUGCGGAAGAAGCAUGGCAGAUCGUUAGCAGACUCCACCACAACCCGCGGGACGAGAACCAGGAAUACAUCAAGGAAGAAUUUUACCAGAUGCGCACGCAGCUCGAGCUGGACCGCACCCUCAACUGCUCCUGGUUUCAGCUAUUCGCAAAACCUUCAUACAGAAAGCGAAUGCUCAUGGCAAGCCUGGUGACCUUCCUGGGUCAGAGCACUGCUGUACUUGUUGCUGCUGCCUAUGGUCCCUCUCUCUACGCCGCACUGGGAUUCAACGUCAAACAAAGCCUUAUUCUACAAUGUGGUUGGAUCGCAGGUUCCAUCCCGGCAGCAAUAAUCGGCGUUACAUUAUGUGACCGUUUUGGACGCAAGCCUUUUAUCAUGACUGGCUUCGUGGGGUGCGUCGUGGCCCUGGCCAUUCUGACUGCCAUGGAAGCCGUCUACGCUCCCACAGCAACCAAUAAAGUCGGACUGGGCUGGGCAGUGACGGCCUUGUACCUCAUUGUCAUCUUCUAUUGUGUCGGUGUCGAGGCCUGCGGCUCCCCCUUCUAUUGCGAAAUCUUCCCGACCCAUAUUCGCGCAAAGGGGGUCUGUUUCUGCUUCUUUGUCAACAGCCUUGCCAACCUGCUCUACCUCGAAGUGGCACCCACCGCUUUACAGGAUAUCGGAUGGAGGUUUUUGCUGGUCUUUAUCUGCGUCCUCUCCGUCGGAUCGGUGCUCUACUGGUUCUGGGUCCCAGAGACAAGAUCUGUGCCUUUGGAACAGCUCGCCUUGAUUUUUGGCGACACCGACGAGGUGAAGAUUCACUCGGAGGAAAUCUCCAUCAACGACGAAGGAGGGCCCGCUCAGAACGUGAGUGUGGCCGGAAAGGAAGAGCCGCAAGUCGUUCUGCACGAGAAAGUCUAA
This is a messenger RNA of Fonsecaea multimorphosa CBS 102226, 1554 nucleotides long. RefSeq lists its product as uncharacterized. Gene Ontology annotation, molecular function: carbohydrate:proton symporter activity. Gene Ontology annotation, cellular component: membrane. Gene Ontology annotation, biological process: transmembrane transport; carbohydrate transport. The transcript has 7 exons. The coding region runs from base 1 to 1554 and encodes 517 amino acids. Lineage: Eukaryota; Fungi; Ascomycota; Eurotiomycetes; Chaetothyriales; Herpotrichiellaceae. The record is from RefSeq and is a predicted model, not a curated record.